Molecule: messenger RNA, 2238 nt
Organism: Candida albicans SC5314
Lineage: Eukaryota; Fungi; Ascomycota; Pichiomycetes; Serinales; Debaryomycetaceae
Gene: KIS2
Product: Kis2p
Exons: 1
Coding region: 1-2238 (745 amino acids)
Biological process (GO): signal transduction
Cellular component (GO): nucleotide-activated protein kinase complex; cytoplasm; nucleus
Molecular function (GO): protein kinase binding
Source: RefSeq, a predicted model, not a curated record
AUGGGAAACAAUACUUCUACAGGGAAUUUCCAUAGUUCUGGUCUGAACAAGCGUCAAGGAAAUAGUUCAGAUUCAAUUAGAAAGUCAUCAGCUUCGGUAAAUUACAACAAUAGUGUCGAUAGUUCUAGUGAUAAUAGAGUGAGAAAAUCAACUGCUAACAAAAAUGCUAAUUCCCUCGAUGAAGAGUUUAGUGAUUUAAUCUUACAUCAAGUGGUCAAAAACUCCCGCACUCUAGAGGCUGCCCCACUACAACCACUGCCAAAAGGAGAACCAACGAAUCCUCAUCACCAACAAAGUAAUGUUUACUCGACGCAUUAUAAUCAAUUCAGUGACGAUUUAAUCGAGGAUGAGUUCAAUGAAUUGAAUGAAGGUAUUGUUGAAACAGAAAUGGGGUCACUUCAAAGGAAUAUUAUACCUGAUCAAGGGUUUGGAAAUGACCCAACAAAUACCACAUCUUCAUCGGACUCUACUGGAACAUACAACUAUUCAUCUACUUUAAAUGACGAUAUGGAAAUUGAUGCACCUUUCCCUCAUGAUGACGACGAUGAUAAUGAUAGUGAUGGUGUUAAUAAGGUGUUCCCCCAAAGUCGGUCAAGAACCCCUACACCAGAUUUAACCAAAGUUGAUUUCACGAAAAUAAUAAGUCAAGCACCUCCUGGGUAUGAUGGUGAUACAAAUAUGAAUGGAUCUGGAUCCGUCCCGCCACCAACUCAAAUGAUGUCUGCUGCCUCGGUUGCCAGAAAUGCUCAUUCGCCUUUACCAAAUUCUGACCACCACCAAAAAAAUUUGCAACAGCAACGACAACCACAACAACAACAGCAAUUGCAACUGCUGUUCCCAGACAAUUCUUGUGGCAACACUCAUGCCUAUCCACAACAACAUGGUCGACCAACUAAAAUAUUAAAGACUAAUCAACAACUGCAGCAGUUUUUAAUUCCUAUUGAAAUUAAAUGGGUGAAUACUACAAAAGAAGCCAUACAUAAAAUAGCUAUUAUUGGAUCAUUUUCCAAUUGGAGAGAUGUUAUUAAAAUGUAUCCAUCAACUAGUCACCCUAAUGAAUUUGUUACAACAAUUAACUUACCUUUAGGUGUACACAAAUUACUUUAUAUUAUCAAUAAUGAAUAUCGAGUAAGUGAUCAAUUACCCACUGCUACAGAUCAAGAAGGUAUUUUUUUCAACUGGUUUGAAGUCAUUGAUGAUACUCAUCUUUUCAAUCAUUCAUUAAAUCAACCAAAUCAUAUUGGUGCCAGUACAGAUUAUGAUGCUAAUAUUAUUAGAUAUGAUAAUACAACAACUACAACUUCAGAAAUGAGUACUACUACUACUGCUACUACUACUACUACACCAAAAUAUGUUCAACCACAAACUUGGGCACCUAGACCAGCUGGAAAAUCUGAUGUUGAUAAAAUCAAUCAAAAAGAAACUGAUUUACUUUAUAAAAUGAGUAAAGAGGCAUCAGGUGAAUUUGAACAUGUGGAAUUUAUUGAAGAUACUGAUGCCACUGGUAAUGGUAAUGGUGCUACUGCCGGUACUGCUGGCCAAUCACAAGAUUCUUCUACACCACAAGGUCAUAAUAAUCAUGAAGCAAUCAAUUCAGUUGAUGAAAUUGCAUUUGACAAUAAUCCUUAUCAAAAUUAUGAAUUAUCGACGAGUUCAAGUUCAUUUUUACAAACCACUGGACAAAUCAUUGAAAACCCCGUGGAAUAUUCUUCAGAAAUACCGGAAAUGUUCAUUAAUUAUGAUUAUUUCAAAAUGAAACCGGCAGAUUAUGAAUUACCUGAACCACCUCAAUUACCACCACAUUUAAAUAAUGUAUUAUUGAACAAAAUGACGUCAUCAUCAUCAUCUGGUUCUGGUUCUGGUUCUGGUUAUUCUUCUACUUCUCAUGGAUCAGGAUCAAUGACUCAACAUUUAUCUAGUAUUGGUAAUGUUAGUACCAUUAGUGGUAGUUUACCAAAAUCACAGAGUUUACUGUCAACUAUUGGUAGUGGUAGUAGUAGUAGUGUGUCAAAUACUGGAUCUUAUUUGAAUAACAAACGUCCACCAUUGAGAAGAGCAGAUAGUUCAUAUUAUGCAUCAAAUAAAGAUGCUUAUCAUUUACUGAUUCCUAAUCAUGUAAUACUAAAUCAUUUGAUGACUACAAGUAUUAAAAAUGAUGUUUUAACUGUUGCUUGUAUCACUAGAUAUCUGGGUAAAUUUGUCACACAAAUAAUACAUUCACCAGCUGAUACUAAAUAA